Molecule: messenger RNA, 660 nt
Organism: Penicillium hordei
Lineage: Eukaryota; Fungi; Ascomycota; Eurotiomycetes; Eurotiales; Aspergillaceae
Product: macro domain-containing protein
Exons: 2
Coding region: 1-660 (219 amino acids)
Source: RefSeq, a predicted model, not a curated record
AUGUCUUCACUUCUGGCGCUGGCUGAUAUCCCUACUGUGGAACGUCUGUACCGUGCGAAGCGGCUCCUUCCUGUGUCCUCAAAAUUUCCACCAUCCCAGUCUCUCAACAACACUAUCUCUAUCAUCCGCAAUGACAUCACCAAGCUCCAAGUGGACUGCAUUGUGAACGCUGCUAAUGAGUCUCUCCUCGGAGGCGGUGGCGUGGACGGUGCAAUCCACCGAGCGGCAGGUCCCAAGCUAGUUGAAGAAUGCUACCAUCUUGAUGGAUGUGACACUGGCGAUGCAAAGAUCACUUCCGCCUAUGAACUGCCCUGCAAGCGUGUGAUCCACACAGUCGGCCCAAUCUACCAAAACGAAGACGACCCCGUCGCGCUCCUUCGAUCCUGCUACCGGCGCAGUCUGGAAUUGGCAGUCGAAAACGAUAUGAAGAGUAUUGCUUUUGCCGCUAUUAGCACCGGAGUCUACGGCUAUCCCAGUCGAAACGCCGCUGAAGAUGCCAUCAAAGAAGUGCGGAAAUUCCUCGUUGGACCUAACAUCGGAUUGCUGGAGCGUGUCAUCUUCUGCAACUUUGAGCCCAAGGAGGUGACCGCCUAUGAGGAAUUCAUUCCCCAGUAUUUCCCUCCCACGCAGGAGGACCUGGCUGAGAGCAGCGAUGCUUGA